AUGACAUUCAAAAUUCGUGGCCGGGUGGUUAACGCGUCUGUCUACCACUCUCACGACUCGGGUUCGAAUAUUGCAGUUUCUGCAGGUUCAUCCGACCCUCGGCUAACCCAGCCGUCCAUCCUUCCAAGAUCGGUAAAUGAAAAGACAACUUCUUCAAGUUUCCGUGCAGACAGACUUGAUCGAACAUCUGUGACUGUGCGACCAAUUGAACUGAAAUCUCUUUCAGAUUGUGCUGAACUGGCAGAGAUGCAUAACACUCGUCUAGCAACCUUUGAGAAAAGUGUAAAGUCUUUGCUAUUGUUUGGCCACAGCAAUAAUUAUAACAAUGUUAUCACCAACAAUAUUGAUGAUGUAAACAACAAUCAUACCAAUAGUGACAACUUAAACAACAACAUCAACAACACCAACAACAACAUCAACAACACCAACAACAACAUCAACAACAACAUUAACAAUAACAACAACAGUGCCAACACUGUAGAUACCAAUGCUAUAACUCACAGCGCAAAUAUCAAUUGCAAUUGGAACGUCAUCAAUAGUGACAACCCUAACAACAACAUCAACAACACCAACAACAACAACAACAGCAUCAACAAUAACAACAACAACAACAGUGCCAACACCGUAGAUACCAACGCCAUAACCCACAGCGCAAAUAUCACUUGCAAAUGGAACAUCUUCACAAGAAGCAAGAAGAAUCACAGCGAUGAUAAUAAUAAUAACGUUAACAAUAAUAAUAAUAAUAACGUUUUUAAAUAUUGUCAAAAUAAUAUUAAUAAUAGGUAA
Molecule: messenger RNA, 786 nt
Organism: Helobdella robusta
Lineage: Eukaryota; Metazoa; Annelida; Clitellata; Rhynchobdellida; Glossiphoniidae
Exons: 3
Coding region: 1-786 (261 amino acids)
Source: RefSeq, a predicted model, not a curated record